AUGGCAGUCGAAACUGAACCGGUCCCGAUUGAGCUGUGGACGCUGCGCUUCGAUGGUGCGUGCCGACGCAACCCGGGAGCAGGUGGUGCAGGGGCAGCACUCUUUGACGCCAGCGACACUGUGGUAUGGACGUGCUCGCACUACAUGCCGAGCAGCGGCGAAACAAACAACUCGGCCGAAUAUACGGCGCUGCUGCUCGGCGUACAGAGCGCGCUUCACCAUGGUGCCAAGAUGCUGACAAUAGAAGGUGACAGUCACCUGGUUCUGGCACAGGUGCGAGGCACCUUCGGCUGCACCAACAAGCGCCUCCGAUGUCUGCGUAACAAGGUACGCGUAGCGCUCGCCGCGCUGGACAAGUAUACCCUUCGCCACAUCGACAGGAAGGCAAACGCCCACGCCGACCGCCUCGCGAACCGGGCGCUGGAUCAGAGACGGACGUCGACCGAGUGCGGUCCACACGCUCAGACCCAGACGACAUGCUACCACCCAGAGGCAGCCACCACAACGGCCGCCACACUCCCAACGCGUUGCAGCUCGACUGGCAACCAGGCAGGCGACGACGACAUCCCCCACUGUGAUACCGAGGCCGACACCGCAGCUGAUAUUGCUGCGCGCGAUGGCGGCGAGGUUUUCCCUGUUAUACCCAUUGGCCCCGCCUCCACUCCAGCGCGACAACCUCGGCUGCGACUUCGCCAACUCAACGACGACGAGCACAAUGCCGCGGCUGCCGCUCUGCAGACGCUCACUGAGACCGUAGCCAGCAAGAUCGAAGACGCAGACAGCUGGGCCUCAGGCGAGGGCUACAUCAGUAGCAUCCCCGAUCGCAUCCGUGAGGCACUGCAGCCCUUCUCCACCGCGCCCCCUUCCGCGUCAAGACCACGACCAGCACAGCACCGCCGACGCCCACCCCGCGUGACGCGCAACCAGCGUGAGCACCGUCUGGACGAGGCCUUGGAUAACAUGUCUGCGGUGCAGCGAGCAGCGCCGACGGACCAGCGCGCCAUACGCACGGCACGACGACGGGUCGGGCGGGUGCGCGCGUCGAUGGCGAAGCAGGAGCUGCGCCAAGCGUUCGCCAAGGAUGAAGCGAAGUGCGUGGAGCAGAUACUGAGGAGUGUGUCGGCCGAGUUGGCGGAGGACGAACACCCGACAACGUGCCCCAUCAACCGCGACGAACUUCAUCGCCACUUCACCGGCACCAACACGGCACCGGCGCCGUUCGACUACGAGGCCCCACGGGGGCACGAAUUUCGAACAGCACUGGCCAGCUUCCAGCCAGCCACCAGUGAGACGGACGCGUUCGAGGAGGACCUGACGCUUGACGAGAUUGAAGACCAACUCACUCGUGCCGCCAAAACCUCGAGCCCCGGCCACGACGGCAUCGGCUACGACGUGUACCGCCGCUUCGCCAUGCAGCUGAUACCCCUCCUCCACGCCGCAUUCCGAUUCUGCUGGAUGCAUCGACGCGUGCCCGCCCUCUGGAAGGUGGGAAUCGUGCGCCUCAUCCACAAGAAGGGUGACCCGACGCAACCAUCGAACUGGCGCCCGAUAUGCCUGCAGCCCACGAUCUACAAACUCUACAGUGGGCUUCUGGGCCGUCGGCUAUCGCGAUGGCUGGAGGGCAACGAGCGCCUUCCAAUGGCGCAGAAAGGGUUCCGGGCAUUCAACGGGUGCCAUGAGCACAACUUCAUGGCCACCACGCUGCUGGACCAGACGCGGCGGCUGCACCGCAGGUUGUACCAAGUCUGGUAUGACCUGCGGAACGCAUUUGGGUCGCUGCCUCAGCAGCUGAUGUGGCGUGUGCUCCGCCACCUCGGCGUCGAAGCCAGCUUCAUCGAGCGGUGCCAAGACAUCUACGCUGGAUCGGCCUUCGUGGUGACCAACGCGGCCGAUGGACCGACAGAUCCGGUGCGUCAGGAGGUGGGCGUCUACCAAGGCUGCCCCUUGAGCCCCCUCCUCUUCAUCUCGGCACUGGUGCCGCUAGUACGGCGACUGGAGCAGCUCGACGGAGUGGGAGUGCCGCUGGCGGACGGUGUACGGCCGUGCACCACCGCCUACGCGGACGACCUCAAGGUGUUUAGCGACAGCGCCGCCGGCAUCCGCAAGUGCCACGGCGUUGUCGCUCGCUUCCUCGCGUGGACUGGGUUGCGCGCAAACCCUGCCAAGUGCGCCAGCCUCGCCGUGACGACCAACGCCCGCGGAAACCCGGCCAGAGACGACAGUGUACGCCUGGACAUCCACGGCGAUACCAUCGCCACCCUCAGUCUUCAGGAGAGCUACAAGUACUUGGGGGUGGGCGAUGGUUUCGACCAUGUGCGCCACCGCCUCCAGCUUGAACCCAAGCUCCAACAGAUCAAGCGAGAGGCGGUGGCACUGAUGCACUCGGGACUGGCGGGGUGGCAAGUGGUAAAGGCGCUCAAGGUUUUCGUGUACCCCAAGGUCGAGUACGCGCUCCGCCACCUGCGCCCGCUACAGUCCCAGCUCCAAGGCUUCGACCGCGCCGUGAUUCGCGGCUUGCGCCACCUACUGCGUCUCCCCCAGUCCGCCACCACCGAGUUCUUCUACACACCAACGUCUGGUGGUGGGCUGGGGCUGCUGUCGCUCGUGGAGAUGCACCAGGCGUUGCAGGUGGCACACGCCUGGCAGAUGCUGCACUCCCAGGACGCUGCCGUCGUUGCCGUCGCGAAGGCGCAGGUGGGCCAGGUGGCGCGCAAGCGUUACCGCUUGCAGGAAGACCACUGGCGCGGGCGAGAAGACGAGCUUGUGCGGCUCUUCCUCAACUCCGAGCUCGCCGCCUCGCCCUACGCGGAACGCCUCCGCCGCAACGGCGACAUCGGUUCUGUGUGGACGGACGUCCAACGCACGCUCCGCCUCCACCACCUCACCCUAGCGGUUCAAGAUGACCGAGACGGCCACGAUCCGCUUGCACUUCGCGUGCUGCAUCACACCAAGUGGCUCGGCCAUAAGAGCGUGUUGCGGCACGUCAAGUUGCACAUGAAGAUCCGCCACCAGACCCGGUGGGAAGGGCUGGUGGACCAAGGCAAGACGGCACGUGUGCACGGAGGCCUCGGAUCCAAGUUCGUGACGACGGGGGCGGGCCUAUCGGAUGCGGAGCAUCGAUUCGGCAUCAUGGCCCGCCUCAACCAAGUCGACACGAACGCCGUGCUCACGCGCAAGCGGUUGCGGUCUAACAAGACAUGCAGGGACCCGACCUGCUCCUCGGCCGAGACGCUGGCCCAUGCCCUCAACCACUGCGCGGCCAACAUGGACGCCAUCCGCCAGCGCCAUGACGACGCCCUGGAGCAGAUCGGGUCCAAGAUCCGUGCCGCCCUCGAGCGCGCCAAGUCGACCACAGAGUUGCGCCUGAACCAGACAGUACCCGAGUACACAGGUGCAGCUCUGCGGCCGGACAUCGUACUGCGGAACGAGGCCGCCAAGAAGGUGGUGAUCGCCGACUUGGCG
This is a messenger RNA of Phytophthora megakarya, 3462 nucleotides long. The record is from the annotation of a GenBank genome assembly. NCBI's taxonomy places the organism in Eukaryota, Oomycota, Peronosporomycetes, Peronosporales, Peronosporaceae.